Candoia aspera is the source of this 1656-nucleotide messenger RNA. It is a transcript of the gene LHFPL7, whose product is annotated as LHFPL tetraspan subfamily member 7. Lineage: Eukaryota; Metazoa; Chordata; Lepidosauria; Squamata; Candoiidae. The record is from RefSeq and is a predicted model, not a curated record. The transcript has 3 exons. Bases 1 to 789 code for a protein of 262 amino acids. Gene Ontology annotation, cellular component: membrane.
AUGCCGGCGCGCCGGAAGAAGAAGGCGGCGGCCGGCGGGCGCGGGGAGGCGGCGCUGCUGCCCGAGCGCCCGGCGGUGGCGGCGGCAUCGGCGGCGGGCCGGGCGCCUCCCGCCGCGGCUCUGCCCAGGAUGUUCAGCGGCGUGGGCUGCUUCUGGGUCCUCCUGUCCUCCUGCCUGGUGGCCGUCUGCAGCUUCGGCUUCCUCUCGCCGGCGUGGAUCGUCCGCGAGCGCGGGGGCGGCCGGCGCUGGGGGGGGACCGCGCCCGCCGCCCUGGAAGGCGGCGGCGGCGGCGGCGGCGGCGGCGGCGGGGAGGUGAGCUUCGGCUUGCUCUGGCACUGCUCGGACGCGGCGCGGCGCGUGGACGACUGCUACGCCCUGGGCGGCCUGGGCGGCUUCGGCGAAAUCCCCUCCGCCUCCUGGCAGACGAGUGCGGUGUUGUGCGCCGGUGGCUGUGCUCUGCUGGCCUUCAGCUCCCUGCUCGCUGUCAUUGUCCUCUUCCUUCCCAGUGGGCAGUGUGAGAGACGGAUCUGCACCCUGGCUGGGUACAUUCAGACCGCAGCGGUGUUCAUCAUGGGAUUCGGCCUGCUGGUGUAUCCGUUUGGACUCGGCUCUUCCGCCGUCAGGAGACACUGCGAGGAUUCAAGCGUUUACUAUGCAGGGAGUUGCCAACUGGGGUGGGGCUACAUGUUGGCAAUAGUUGGCGUCAUGCUGUCAGUUUUUUUGCCAUUUUUUGCAAAAUACGCACCGAAAGAGCACCCUUACCCCACUCCGAUACCCACAGUUUUGUAGUAUUUCACCAGUAUUUAACAAUCAGAUGUUCUUGUUGGAAAUCAGUGGACAGCAAAGUAUCCGAGCGCUUCCUUUUAGCUUUGAGGCCAAGGAGAAAAGAAGAAGAGUGCUUAAAUCACUUCAAGUAGACCCAAAACAUGCUGAUAAUCAGCUCUCUGAUUCUGCAAUAAGAUUGUCAAGCUCUGGAUCGGUUGCCUCAAACAUUUAUCGUGGCUGAAUGCUUCCAAAAGAAAGAAAUCCGGUUUCAUCCUCAAUAUCUACCUCCCUGUUUCUUUUGCAUCUCAAACAAUCUUUUUUUUUAAUGCUUCAGCUCUGAUUUUUAUAGCUUACUGUUCAAUAUCUGAACUUCUUCUCUUUUUUUUUUUUGGAACCAGCUUGUUUUAAACCCAAGAACCCCAUUUUGCAAAUUAAGUUGCCCAGAUUAAUACAGCACCAUUGCUGGCUCUACUUAUUUGCAGUGCUCAAUCUAAGAGACCAUCUUCUGGAAUAGUGUGAUGGCCUCAUCCAGACAACAGGGUAAGACAAAGGCUGAGUCCCCCCACCCCAGUGCAAAACUACAGAUGACCCAGCUCAGUUUUGCCUUCUCUGUUGUGUGAAUCCAGGUCGUGGGGUACAGGUAGUCCUUGCUUAAUGACCACAAUUGGGACCAGAAUUUUGGUUGCUAAGCAAAGCAGUCAUUAAGCGAAUCUGACCUGAUUUUAUGACCUUUUUGCAGUGGUCAUUAAGUGAAUCACUGCAGGCAUUAAGUGAACCAAGUGGUUGUUAAGCAAAUCACCCAGUUCCCCAUUGAUUUCACUUGCCAGAAGCCGGCCGGGAAGGUCAAAAAUGGUGAUCACGUGACCAUGAGAUGCUGCGAUGGUCAUAAAA